Morone saxatilis (striped sea-bass) is the source of this 3546-nucleotide messenger RNA. Its product is annotated as septin-7-like. Lineage: Eukaryota; Metazoa; Chordata; Actinopteri; Moronidae. The record is from RefSeq and is a predicted model, not a curated record. Gene Ontology annotation, molecular function: GTPase activity; GTP binding; molecular adaptor activity. Bases 26 to 1261 code for a protein of 411 amino acids. Gene Ontology annotation, cellular component: septin complex; septin ring; cell division site. Gene Ontology annotation, biological process: cilium assembly; cytoskeleton-dependent cytokinesis. The transcript is spliced from 12 exons.
UCCAGCAGCAGAACCUGGAGGGCUAAUGUGUGGCUUCGCCAAUCUCCCCAACCAGGUGUAUCGGAAGUCGGUGAAAAGAGGGUUUGAGUUCACGUUAAUGGUUGUAGGGGAAUCUGGUCUUGGGAAAUCAACUCUCAUCAACUCUCUGUUCCUGACCGACCUGUACUCCAAGGACUACCCUGGGCCCUCCCAGCGCAUCAAGAAGACAGUGCAGGUGGAGCAGUCCAAAGUGCUGAUUAAGGAAGGAGGGGUCCAACUGACACUCACCAUUGUCGAUACACCCGGGUUUGGAGAUGCAGUGGACAACAGCAACUGUUGGCAGCCAGUCAUAAACUACAUCGACAGUAAGUGCGAGGACUUCCUGAAUGCAGAGUCGAGGGUGAACCGCAGAUCCAUGCCAGACAACAGAGUCCACUGCUGCCUAUACUUCAUAGCGCCCUCUGGACACGGUCUGAAGCCGCUGGACAUCGAGUUCAUGAAGAGACUCCAUGACAAAGUCAACGUCAUCCCUCUCAUUGCAAAAGCUGACACUCUGACCCCGGAGGAGUGCCAGCUUUUCAAAAAACAGAUAAUGAAAGAGAUACAGGAGCACAAAAUCAAAAUUUACGAAUUCCCAGACACAGAGGACGACGGGGACCACAAGCUCAUCCGAAAGAUCAAGGAGAAGAUGCCACUGGCAGUGGUUGGCAGCAACGUGGUAAUCGAGGUGAAUGGCAAGAAGGUCAGAGGUCGCCAGUACCCAUGGGGCGUGGCAGAAGUGGAGAACGGGGAACACUGCGACUUCACCGUGCUACGCAACAUGCUCAUCAGGACCCACAUGCAGGAUCUAAAGGAUGUCACCAACAAUGUCCACUACGAAAAUUAUCGCAGUAAGAAACUCGCUGCUGUCACCUGUAAUGGAGUGGACACUUCCAAGACCAAAGGACAGCUCACUAACAGGAGUCCUCUGGCACAGAUGGAGGAGGAGCGCAGGGAGCAUGUGAUGAAAAUGAAGAAGAUGGAGGCAGAAAUGGAACAGGUCUUUGAAAUGAAGGUGAAGGAGAAGAAGCAGAAACUGAAGGACUCCGAGGCUGAGCUGGAGCGACGCCACGAACAGAUGAAAAGGAACUUGGAGGCGCAGUACAAAGAGCUGGAGGAGAAGAGACGAGUGUUUGAGGACGAGAAGGCCAACUGGGAGGCUCAGCAGAGAAUCCUCGAGCAGCAGAAACUGGACGCCUCCAAGACGAUGGAAAAGAACAAGAAGAAAGGAAAAAUCUUUUGAAGAGAGACGCAACCUGUUCCUUCAGUUUUGCAUUGCAUUUUCCCAGUUAAAAUUUCCUGUGGCGCUCUGAACAAACACACACACAAACAGAUACAACAUUCCCAUUCACAACAUUUCCUUUGUGUUACAUUUACACACACACACAUAAACAUAUGGAAAUGCCCACAACAGCCCACAUGCUCAUCUCUCUGCAGUUUCACAGUAUCUGGUGAAACCUUUUCUUUCCAUUGGGAAUGCAUGUUUUUGUGAAAUUCUAUUUUCCUAUAUUUCCUGACAAAGAGGAGAAGCCCGAGUUCCUCUGAGCUACAGUACGGAGUUAAACACAUGGCAGGGACCAUGCAUAGCCAUUUGUACACAUGUAGUAGUUGUAUGUUCUCUACAUAUUCCAUAGAUCUGCAGAUAGAUGUACUAUCCCUCUCCUUGACGCUUUUCUUUUAUUGUUCUGAAAAAUGUAACUCCAGUGUACACAUUCAAACCGUCAGUCAUAAAGACCUCAAUGAGAGUGUGUUCGGAGAAGGGAGAGUGUAUGUGAGUGAAGGCAACCGAAUCAUGUGACAGCUGAGCAGGGGGAAGUUGGUCACACCAGAAAGUGGCACAGCAAAGUUAAGCAUGCGUGGUUAUAUCUGGUUCUAGAAGCUUGGUCACAUAAUGAAUACAAUAAAAAGUUACUCCCGUUAGCAAGUGUGUCUUGUGAAUAAGGUCACUAACAUAACGUAUCUUCCCAUUAGCAAACUUAUUGCCAUCUUUUGUGGAGCAUUUUAAACUCAAACAGAGAAGAUUGGAUGGUGCAACAACGCUGAUUAGCUGUAUUACAAUAGCUUCCUCUAUAUUUGACUCUGUUCCCUCAAAGCAGUGUCAAGGCAGCUUCGUAUUGGUCAACAGCACAAAUUCAGGCUUUAAAUUUUACUCUACGUGGAUAAAUGUUGCCAUUUUAUGUUGGUGCGACCGGGCCUUUGAACAGGAUUUAAAGUAUGGUGGCAGGUGUGGUGUGUGUGUGUAUGAGCAGGAGUGUUUUAUUAGAUGCUGUGUUUGAGGUCAUAGAUACUGUCUGAUCUGAACCAGACAGACAGACAGACAGACAGACAGGAGUUAAAAGUCUUGUGUGUAACAGCAGCCAGAAUAUUGUCCUUGCAGUGUUUCUUAUUUAAAAAGAAGACAAUAUGCAAAAGCCUCAUUGGUGUGUACAACUUUACAGGUUACAGUGGUUACAAAGAUGUUUUAUAUUGUGAUGUAAGUGAUGUUGUCAUAGACCUAAACCCCGAUGUCCAGCUUUUUGUGCUAUUUUCCUUUUGCGUAUAACCACCAAAGGGGCAAUUCAUUAAAAAGCAGAAAUAUUCCUUUAACCCUUCCCUUCUCCCCACAAAGACAACUGUUCGGAGAUGUUUGCCAGUUCAGCCACAGCUUUGUCUCUAACUUCAUCCAAACAUUAAUGCUGUUCUCUCAAACAGAAUAUGUCCAGGUCUAAGUCAGUUUAGAGUCAGAAAGCGGCAUACCUUUCCAAGAGUUGUCAUGUUUUAUUUUCAUAUGAUGAUGAUGAUGAUGAUGAUAUUCAUAAUACUAUAUGUACGGUUGAAGAACGACUCCUUAAACCCCUUGUAGUUUUCUUAAGUGACUCCUAGAUUAAUCUGUUAUUUCAGUAUAGUUUUCAGACUGCCCACAUUCAUAAGGGUGCAUUUAAAGCAAAAUGCUAAAGGGACAAACCUUACACCUUCAGCACGUAAAAAUAUUACCUGUACGGAUUUGUUUUGUGAUGGAAAUGCAUAUAUUGUGUACAUACUGGAGGCUGCUCAGUGGCCUUUUUUUUGAGUUUUUUUUUCUUUUUCUUUUUCUUCUUUUUUCAGAAUAUAUUAUGCCAGGAAUAACAACAGAACUUGUACUCAGAACAGAACCUGCUAUGUCCAACUUGUCUUAAGAAACCAUGAAUACAUUUCCAUACAGUUAUACACUCACACACAUAUACUGUAUACAUCUAUGCCAAUGAGUACACCUUCUCAGGACCGCUCUGUUAUGCUAUAUUUUCUCUUUAAGUCCAGAGAAGAGCAAUUCUGUGGUCCUACAAGUUAAAAGUAGAGACUGAUUUUUUUUCUUUGAAAUGCUUGUGAACCACUCACACUUCCAGUAACACCAAGUUAAGAUAGACAUAACUUUAGGUGGAUUUUUUUUUUUUUGUAAUAUUCUUUUUUUUAUAUAUGUACACUGUUUUCUGCUUCUCUUCUUUGUUUUAUUAUGUGUUCUGUCUUUAACCGUACAUGGUUAAUAUUAAAGUUGACAUGGUUAUGCUUUAA